This is a messenger RNA of Penicillium coprophilum, 1182 nucleotides long. Its product is annotated as TatD family hydrolase. Gene Ontology annotation, molecular function: hydrolase activity, acting on ester bonds. Bases 1 to 1182 code for a protein of 393 amino acids. Lineage: Eukaryota; Fungi; Ascomycota; Eurotiomycetes; Eurotiales; Aspergillaceae. The transcript has a single exon. The record is from RefSeq and is a predicted model, not a curated record.
AUGCCAGAGAACGAGCCCUUUCCUUGGGAUAUUGGCGUCUAUGAUGCCCACUGCCACCCCACCGACACCCUAGCCUCAUUGGCUGAUAUCCCGCAGAUGAAAGCGACAACACUGACAAUUAUGGCCACACGUGGGGAAGAUCAAGACCUCGUACAACAAACAGCCGUAUCACUCUCAGCCAAAGCAAGCCAAUCAAAAACAGACCGCGUCGUUCCCUGCUUCGGCUGGCACCCGUGGUUCUCACACCAGAUCCUGGACGACACUACACAACCAGCGGCAGCAGAAAACUCAACCGAGCAUAAGUCUGCUCACUACGCCGCUGUCCUAACGCCAUCUCCAGCCGAUGAGCAGCCAUUCGUUGAUUUACUUCCUGUUCCAAAGCCGCUCUCGGAACUCAUCUCUGAAACUCGGAACCGCCUCCAACAGUUCCCGAAUGCGCUGGUUGGUGAAGUCGGCUUGGACAAGUCAUUCCGGCUUCCAAGCCCAUGGAAUCCAACAGACGUCAAUAACCGAGAUGAAAAUCUUACCCCCGGCUCACGUGAGGGCCGGAGCCUGUCGAAGUACCGCGUCAGGCCGGAACACCAGCGCACCGUGUUAAAAGCGCAGCUACGGCUAGCGGGAGAAAUGAACCGUGCCGUCUCGCUACACAGCGUGCAAGCUCAUGGCGGGGUAUUCGAGGUGCUCAAGGAGCUCUGGGCGGGGCAUGAACGCGUUGUGCUAUCGCGACGGAAGAGAGACAGGCAGCGGGACGCAGAAGGUGCUGUAUCUGACGAUGAAGAUGAUGAUGAAGAUAAGACGCCGGAUGUAUCUCAGUUCACCAAUAUACCCGACCUCAGUGGGAAAUCACAUCGGCCGUUUCCGCCUCGCAUCUGCAUGCACUCGUAUACCGGUUCGGUCGAGCCCAUUCGCCAAUUCUUGCAUCGGUCAAAUCCGUCGGAUGUUUAUUUCUCUUUCUCUAAACUUAUCAAUUUUUCCGGUGCUGCCGAGAAGAAGGUUGGCGACGUUAUCAGGGCUUUACCUGGUGACCGCAUUCUUAUUGAAAGUGAUCUCCAUGUUGCAGGUGCGCAGAUGGAUGAAUUGCUGGAAGAUGUGGCCCGACAAAUUUGUCAACUACGUGGAUGGGAGUUGCGACACGGUAUCCAAGUGCUUGCGGAUAAUUGGCGACGGUUUGUGUUUGGCUAG